Molecule: messenger RNA, 633 nt
Organism: Mytilus trossulus (common blue mussel)
Lineage: Eukaryota; Metazoa; Mollusca; Bivalvia; Mytilida; Mytilidae
Product: multiple epidermal growth factor-like domains protein 10
Exons: 5
Coding region: 61-633 (190 amino acids)
Molecular function (GO): scavenger receptor activity
Source: RefSeq, a predicted model, not a curated record
AUUAAAAUUUAUAAACAUGGUUAUGUUGAUAUCAAAAGUAACAAGAACAUUUGAUUUGGAAUGAUCAGUUUUGUUGUCUCUGUCUUACUUUUUACAAAUGCAGUAUGCCGUUUAGCGGAUGGUCCUGGUGUUUGCAAAAGACAGGAAAUGAUCACAAUGAACAUACAAAUGCAACAGGUGAAAACAUUUUGUUGUGAAGGCUAUAAAGAAGAAAACGGUACUUGUGUUGACUGUGCAGGAUGUACUUCUAUGAUAUGUCCUAAGAACUUUUGUGGUGAUACAUGUAUAGAGAUGUGCAAUUGUCCUGAUUAUGCAUACUGUGAUAAACGUUAUUGCUGUCUUUGUAGACCUGGCUUACACGGAGUCUACUGUAAUGAAACAUGCACACAUGGCUUUUACGGACUAGGAUGUAAUAACAAAUGCAAGUGUCAUAAUCUGAAUAAAUGUGACCAAGUCACAGGAAACUGUACCUCUUAUACCUCAACUACCUCAACGAUAUGUCCACCUGGCACAGCUUCUAACAAAUAUUUGGACAGCUGUGCUGGCAGCAACAACAGUAACAGUUUGUUACAUGAUGACAGGAGUGAGACAUCAGGCAAGUUUCAAGCAGAAUAUUUUCUGUAUUGGGUAUAA